UGCGCGAGGCGUUACGUCAGCGGCAAACGUCUCUCCAGACCGACUCAACGUUCAGAGGAGGUGACCGGUCGGCGGGAGGCUUUCUGAGCGGUAAAUAAGGCGAGAAGAGGGAGACCGACAUUCAAGUGUGAAGAUGCAGCUUAAAUCUUCUCUACUGUGCCUUCUUUUAUUUUACUUUCCUUUCCUAUUGGCCAAAAGAGGUGGAAGCUUAGGGAAGAGCCUUGGUGGAAGAAAGGGGUCCACACCCAGCCGAAGUGCCACUAACAGCAAUACGUGGCACAAAAGCAAUCAGGGCUCCAAUCCUCAGGGUGGACAACCCAAACAGCCAAAACAAAACAACCAGGGAGGAUACCCAGGUGGUUACCCCAGGCAGCAGGGUGGAGGCUACUACAACCCGUACCCAGGUAUGGGGUCACCAUAUAGUAACAGAGGGUACCCAGGUGGAUACAUCAAUGCCAACCCAAAUAACAAAAUUUUAAGCCCUCGCUAUGGUGGCAGCUUUGGCUACGGAGGGUAUGGCUCCAGAGGUGGCUCUCCAUUUUCCCAGUCAGUUCAGGGAAUGGGUUUAUUUCCUAACAGUAAAUCCAAAGGGUUUGGGCGCUCAGCAGUGAUGGCAGCGGGUGGAGGGGCUGUGGUGGGGAUGGCUCUUGGUUACGGACUAGGAAGGUUCCCCCGGCCCGAUUUUCAAUUUCACAACCCCCAACAGGAGUACUACUACAACCACUACAUGCACAGGAAAUAUGGUACCCGAUCAACUGACACCAACGACUACAGCAGAGAUUAUAGCUUCAAAACUCCCUCAGGAAGCUACGACAACUUCAUGGACGACUGCGUGAAGACAAUUGACCUGUCUGCAGAGAGUCAGAAGCCACCAAGUAAACCAAUCAGCAGGACCCCAAGUGAGGCGUCCAGCCCUUUAACCAACAACACGACAAAUGCUACCACACCUGCAAGUCCAUCGCCACAGGAAUCCAGUAGUGCUGAAGACGACGAUACAGUCAGCAUAGUAGAGAUUGGCUAUCCGGCACUGAUCGAGCAGCUGAAGGCCAGGAAGUGCUUGGAGCGUUACAUGGUUGAGUUUGAUCAUUACUUAGUGAGACGUAAUGGAGGAGGUGCCGACGCUGGGCCUGCCGGGGGUUUUAUCUGCAGCCUUUGCUACAACACUGAUUAUAAUUAAUAGCAACGUGAUCAUGUUCCUGCACUGACACCAUUUGCAGGGUAAAUCAGUUGAGAUUUUGCCAUCCUCCUCUACCUGGAGAAAUAUUAAAACAUGGAAGAAGA
This is a messenger RNA of Poecilia latipinna (sailfin molly), 1281 nucleotides long. RefSeq lists its product as uncharacterized. The record is from RefSeq and is a predicted model, not a curated record. NCBI's taxonomy places the organism in Eukaryota, Metazoa, Chordata, Actinopteri, Cyprinodontiformes, Poeciliidae. Gene Ontology annotation, cellular component: membrane. Gene Ontology annotation, biological process: protein homooligomerization. The transcript has 2 exons. The coding region runs from base 134 to 1177 and encodes 347 amino acids.